AUGGCUUCCAUUUUCCUGAAAUCAACCACCACUCUCAUCCUAAUUUUCUCUGCAUUUUGUAUUGCCACAGCCAUUAUCCUAGAUACAGAUGGCGAUGCACUAAGGAAUGGUGGACAAUACUACAUCCUCCCACAGAGCAUAGGCUUUGGGGGCGGCCUCACUUUAAAAUCGAAAUCCGGUUACUCACCUUGCCCACUCUAUAUAACCCGAGAAAACGAUGAAACGUCUCCUGGCAUCCCCGUCACUAUCGCUUCCCCUGCCAGAAUAGCAAUCAUCACAUCCUCUUUGCCAAUCAGCAUAGUCUUCAACGACAUUCCCAACAUUUGUAUGCAGCCAUUAGGGUGGCAGGUGAUUCCCGAUGGAACAACGGGCCAGUCAUACGUCGCAACAGGUGGUAGUGGCAUUCCCUUUAAUCCGACUGAGACUUUCAGUAUUGAGCAGAUUGGGGAUAAUAAUGUGUAUAAAAUAAGUAAUAAAGCCGGAUCUGGUGAAGCAAGAGAUGUUGGUUUCUUUGAGAAAGAUGGGCUUCUGGGAAUCACUAAUGAUAUUCCUCUUCCUAUUGUCUUCAGGAAAGCUUUUGAUGUUCUAUCCAUGGUCUAG
Beta vulgaris subsp. vulgaris (sugar beet) is the source of this 600-nucleotide messenger RNA. RefSeq names its product factor Xa inhibitor BuXI. The record is from RefSeq and is a predicted model, not a curated record. Gene Ontology annotation, molecular function: endopeptidase inhibitor activity. The transcript has a single exon. NCBI's taxonomy places the organism in Eukaryota, Viridiplantae, Streptophyta, Magnoliopsida, Caryophyllales, Amaranthaceae. Bases 1 to 600 code for a protein of 199 amino acids.